This is a messenger RNA of Phymastichus coffea, 621 nucleotides long. RefSeq lists its product as uncharacterized. Lineage: Eukaryota; Metazoa; Arthropoda; Insecta; Hymenoptera; Eulophidae. Gene Ontology annotation, molecular function: nucleic acid binding. The record is from RefSeq and is a predicted model, not a curated record. Bases 1 to 621 code for a protein of 206 amino acids. The transcript is spliced from 3 exons.
AUGUGGACAGGCUUGAUUGGUAAUCAAGUUAUUGGUCCGGUACAACUUCCAAACCCACUAAACGCUGAAAAUUACCUUGAGUUCCUGCAGGAUAUACUUCCAGGAUUGCUUGAUGGUGUGCCAGAAGAACUGCAAGAAAAUCUUAUUUUCAUGCAUGACGGUGCACCAGCACAUACUGCUGUGAAUGUUAGGAAUUAUCUUGAUCAGGUAUAUGGCAGCCAUUGGAUAGGCAAUAAUGGUCCAGUACGCUGGCCAGCAAGAUCUCCUGAUUUGAACCCAUUGGACUACUUUUACUGGGGGACAUCCAAAGAAGCAGUUUAUCACAAUGGCGGCCUCAAUGACCCAAAUGACAUGAUACAAAGAAUCCAACAUCACGCCCAGUAUCUAGAACCCGAAAAAAUACAUGCAGCUACACAUCAGAUAAGACGUAGAUCUAUUUUGUGUAUUCAGCAACAGGGGGGGCAUUUCGAACAAUGCUUGGAUGGUGAUGAUGGUGGUAAUGAUGAUGAUGAUGAUAUGAACAACGAUGAUGAAAAUGAUGGCAGCGAAGACGGUGAGGCUGAUGAUAGUAUGGAUGAAGAUGAUGACGACGUUGGCAACGAUCCAGAUUGGGAGAUAUGA